This is a messenger RNA of Australozyma saopauloensis, 873 nucleotides long. RefSeq lists its product as uncharacterized. The transcript has a single exon. The record is from RefSeq and is a predicted model, not a curated record. Gene Ontology annotation, cellular component: membrane. Bases 1 to 873 code for a protein of 290 amino acids. NCBI's taxonomy places the organism in Eukaryota, Fungi, Ascomycota, Pichiomycetes, Serinales, Metschnikowiaceae.
AUGGAUGCUUACAAUGCGCUCUCACAGCUCUUCAUAAUGCUUUUUGCAUUUGCUCUCCCGAGUAUCACGACCCUGUCAUCGAAACCUUCCGAUGACCACAAAUGUGAAUUGGUAGGGACGUUUUCGCUCUUCACCCAAGCGUUCUUGGGACUCCUAUGCAUCCUGUCACUUAUAAUCAAGCGUUUUUACGAGUAUCCGGAGAGAAGAACAUGGCAAGUUUGGUUCUUUGAUGUCUCCAAGCAGAUCAUUGGAGCCAUGGGUGUACAUGUGUUCAACCUUCUCUUAUCAAUCCUUAAGGCACAGCCCGAUAUCAAUGUCGCGAAGAAGAAGUCAGAUGACUGCUACGAAAACGAUGACUGCACUGGUAGCCCAUGCGACUGGUACUUCUUGAACAUUGUGUUAGAUUGCACCAUCGGUGUCUAUGUGCUCUACUUGGUACUUCGAUUUGUCAGCUUCGUAUGUAAAAAAUAUCUUCACGUUACACAGAUAGAGAGUGGAGAGUAUGGCCCCAACCCCCAUCGCCCUUCUGUCCGCGCCUACUUGAAGCAAUUGAGUUUGUACUUCGGUUCCCUUAUGGUGACCAAGUUUGUCCUAUACGGGUUGGUCGAGUGCUUCGAGAGUGAGCUUCUUUGGUUCACAAGUAACAUUUUACUUUCAUGGCUCAAUGAAUAUCCAAACGAACUCGAAAUCUUCAUAGUCAUGUUCGUGGUCCCUGUGGUGAUGAACUGUAUCCAGUUGGUUCUUGUGGACAACUUCAUUCAGAAUCAGGAAAUGCACCAGAAAAAUCUACAAUAUAGCCAUUCCCGCGGCCACAAAAUGCAUAUGAAGUCGAGACAAGAUGAGGAAAAUCUUGGGUACGGCUCUACCACUUAA